Vigna unguiculata (cowpea) is the source of this 964-nucleotide messenger RNA. RefSeq names its product putative glutathione S-transferase. Gene Ontology annotation, biological process: glutathione metabolic process. Gene Ontology annotation, cellular component: cytoplasm. The record is from RefSeq and is a predicted model, not a curated record. NCBI's taxonomy places the organism in Eukaryota, Viridiplantae, Streptophyta, Magnoliopsida, Fabales, Fabaceae. Gene Ontology annotation, molecular function: glutathione transferase activity.
AUGGAGGAGGCCAAGGUGGUUUUGUUAGGGUCAGGGUUCAGUAUGUUUGGGAUGAGAGCUAAGAUAGCUUUAGCAGAGAAAGGAAUAAAAUAUGAGUACAUAGAAGAAGAUGUCACCAACAAGAGCCCCUUGCUUCAUGAAAUGAACCCAAUUCACAAGAAAAUUCCAGUUCUCAUACACCAUGGAAGACCAAUAUGUGAGUCCCUCAUCAUUGUUGAGUAUAUUGAUAUGGUUUGGCAGAACAAUUCUCCUUUGCUCCCCUUGGAUCCCUACCUCAAAGCACAAGCCAGGUUCUGGGCUGAUUUUGUAGAUCAAAAGGUGUAUCAUGCUUCUAAGAGAGUGUGGAUUUCUAAGGGAGAAGAGCAAGAGAUGGCAAAGAAGGACUUUCUAGAGAGCUUGAAGCAGUUGGAGGAAUUUCUUGGAGACAAACCUUAUUUUGGUGGAGACACAUUUGGGUUUGUUGAUGUUGCUCUCAUUCCUUUCUAUUGCUGGUUUUAUACUUAUGAGACCUUUGGCAAUUUCAAAGUCGAGGCAGUGUGUCCAAAACUUAUCUCCUGGGCUAAGAGAUGUAUGCAGAGGGAAAGUGUAUUUAAAACUCUUGCAGAUGAAAAGGAGCUCUAUGAGGCUGUUUUGGAUUACAAGACAAAAUUUAUAUUGAAUUAAGUGUGAGCAGAUAUGGAAGCCCCUGGUGACCACCAUGGCGAUGGAGACGUAGCGGUGUAGUCUUGUGAUGGGCUGGUUGUGGUUCACUAUUGAACCUUUUUGAAGAAUUUUCCUAUUUAUUUGUAAUUCCAUGCUCUAGAAGCGACUUUUGUUAAGUUGUGUCACUUUUAAUUACAUUUAUGUGGCAUUGUUUUGGCCAGUGGCUUUCCUUUCCAAUAUGAUAUAGAUAGUUGUAAUAGUGAAUCCUCUUAUACUUUUGUCGUGUGCUCCAAAAUAUUAUAAGUAUUUGAUGUUUUAUUUA